UUUCAGUUCAUAUUUACAAAUCAUUAUAMAAUACAUUUAGCUACUGGAUUUUUGACUUGGUGUCACACGRMAACAUGAAUCGUUAGGGCAGGUGCAUCCGGUCAAUUCGCCAAGCUUUUCGUUUCUCUUAAUUUUCGGUCCCUGCUCGGCAAAAAAUUAGCAUAAUAAUUUAAGCGAGAAUCUUGACUGGAUGGUAUAAUCCUGUCCUUUCCUUAACACUACUUGAUCUUUAUCGCGUAUAGUAUUGUCUAUCAAUCAUUCUCUAAACCAUGAGACGAAUAUUAUGGACAUCAUGUUCUAAUUUAAUCAAAAUUGGUACUCGAACGAUCGAAAAUCAAUGAAAAGCCUGUUCAGUGCUGAAAAGCUAUCAAAGUGUUGUGCAAGACGUCUCUAUACUCCUAUGCUAUAAAACUGCAGGACUGUGCUGUUAAUCCAUGAUUCAUUCUACCUUAUAUUCGAGUAGUUUUAUAAGGAAUAGUCUUAACCAUGGAGUAUCAAGGAGAAGAUGUACUGUCAGACUCAACAGACCAGAAGAGUAAAACUCACACUAAAUUACAGCUACAAGAAUAUCAAAAGGUAUUACAAGAGAGAGAUAAUCUGCUGCAAGAAGUUGAAAAUCUCAAGAAGAAUAUUACAGAACUUAACGAGAACAUAGACUUUUUGAAAGACGAACACGCGGAGGAACUUGCCGUCUUGUCCUCUAGCUUUUCACAACACUUUGAAAGCAAGGACGAUAAUAAUAACGAGGAAAAAAUUAAGGAAUACGAAAGAGAAAUUCAAAAGUUGAAGAAUUCUAUAGAAGAUAAAAACUACCACAUCAAUCAGUUACAGAGAAAACUUAUGAAAACRCAAGUCGAAAUGGAGAAAGAUCUCGAAAAUCACGAAGCUGAGCUAGAGAAUCUUAGGUCCCAACUUGAGAAACUUCAAAAUAGUGACACGGAAUCACUWAUUGAACUCAGAAUGAACGAACUUAAAGAAAACUACGAAAAAGAAAUYACRGAACUCAAGGCAAGAUUGGAAACGGAAGUAAACUCACAAAAUGCUCAAUCCAAAGAUGAACAGCUAAGCAUUACAAUGAAGGAAGUCGAUGAACUUAAAGCUAAACUUAAAACUCUAGAGGAUACUAUGGAUGAACGUUUACAGGAAGAAGAAAUUAAGUUUCGUCGGGAGGUCAUGAGUGUUAAAGAAAAGCUCAUCCACCAACAUCAGCUUGAAAUUGAUGAGUUGCUGUCCCAGUUGGAGCGCUCUAAUGCAGAAGUGGAAAAACUGAGGCGUCUUUCAAAGCAAAGUGAUCAUGAAGAGCAGUCACGAUUUCAGCAUGUUUCCAAUGGCGAGGUCUCAUCCGCGGUUACAAAUGAUAUCAAUGGASUAGAAGAAGACAACGWUGACAAACACUUUGAGUUGGUACCAGUCCAGCUUGAGACCACUGAGCCAAUGAUUCUYCAAGAACUUGAGACCAUCCAUGAACAUUACCAGCACCAAUUUGAGUUUAUGAAAAAGCGAAUCAAAGAGCAAUAUCAGCAAGACCUUGAUGAGAGUGUCCAAAAAGUGGAGGAAAAUAAUGAACAGCAACUUGAGAAACAAAGAACUGAAUAUGAGGACAAAAUUGUCGGAAUUCAGCGACAACUACGUACACAGUUUCAAACUGAUCUCGAGAGAGUAAGCAACGACAUGGAAGAACAAAUUCAGGUUCUAAAAGACGGGCACACAGAGGAAAUAGCCGAGCUAAUGCAGCGAGUUCGUGGACUUUCAGACGAACGGAGACGGUCGUAUAUUGAGCAGGAUAACACCCAGCAACAUGUCAUUGUCAUCAAAGAAGAAUUCAAGUCUAAAGUAGAAAGUCUUGAGCAGGAGCUGCGAACUGAAAAGGAAAAGGUUGAGAAGUACGAGUUGAAGUUACAGAGCGUCGAUGCACAGAUUCAAGCAUUUAAAGCAGAGAAAGAGCAGGAAGUGAAAUAUAUCGAAGACGAAUUGAAGAAGCAAUGCAAAUCACUGGUUGAGAAAAAGACUAAAGAGGUGAAGGAAAGAUACCAAAGUGAACUUAAUGAGAAAGUGAACAAAGUUGAAAAGACGCUUAGGAAACAGUACGAUGAAGAAAGCGUGCGAACGCGUUCAGAACUAGAAGAGAGUCACAGAACAUUGAAAGAAAAAUACGAUAAUGAGCUUUCCGAUAUGAUGACCCAAAUGGAACAAGUCCAACAGAGAAACCAAGAGGUUUUCGAAGCACAACAGAAAGAGCACUUUGAGAAGCAGCUUUCAAUAGUAAAGGAACAACUCGAACCAUUUAAAGACAAAUGUCAAAAUCUGGAAAACGAAAACAAGGCACUCUUAGAAAAGUAUAACAAAGAUCUGUCCGAACUGAAGCUUAAAAUGGACGAGGUUGAAAAGAGAUAUUCGACUAAUGAACAGAUUGAAGAGGAAAGUAUGCGAACACUUGAAGAUGAAUUAAAUUUGUACAAAACUAAAGUGAAAGAACUUGAAGAAGGUAAUCAAAUGCUUGUUAUGAACUAUGGAGCACAACUGGAAAAUAUAAAGAAGAAAUAUGAGCAAAACGARGAAGGUGAACUGAAAACACUUCAAGAUGAGGUAACGAUAUAUUCUAAGAAAGUCGAAAAACUUCAGGAGGAAAAUACAAUGCUGGCUGUAAAUCAUAAUGAGCAAAUAAAAUGCUUGGAUAAAAAGAUUGAUGAAAUAACCGAAGAAAAAGAGAAAACCGACAAGGAGAAGGAAGAACUUUCGAAGACCAUUAAAGAGCUGUCUAAACAAUUGGAAGCGUACAUGGAGAAGUGUUCAGAAAUGGAGAAGAGCAAAAGCGCAUUGGAUAAUCGUUAUGCUGAAGACGUGAAAACCUUCAAGGAAAAAAUUAAUUCGCUAAGUAAAGACCUUGAAUAUCACCGUACUCGCUGUAAUGAGCUCGAAGAAGCACAGAAGACGACGGAGAACAGACAUCUUAAGGAACAUGGGGACAUGCUUGACAGUGAACUUGAAGAAUUGCGCAAAAGCGUUUCCCGUCUGGAAAUCGAAAAAUCUACUUUACAACAAAAUAGCGUAAAGGAAAUUCAACAACUUCAAAAGAAGUUAGAAGAAUACGAAAAGAACCGGAGAAAUCACGAUGAUAGUGAAAAUAAAACAAGUCAAAUGCACAAUGAAAGUAUAAAAACGCUCACUGAUAAAAUAAAUGAAUUAGAGGACACUGUGCGUCAAUGGCGUAGUAACUAUACUCAGCUUGAGGAAGUACAGAAAGAAUGGGUAACAAAACACAACGAUGAAAAGGAAGAACUUAUUUCCAAAAUAGAAAACCAAAGAAUUCUUAUAGAAGACCGUGAAAAUGACUUGAAAACCGCGAAUAAUGAGAAAGUUAAGCUCGARGAAAAUCUAAAAAAUGUAUCRGAAGAGUUAAAGAGCUCAUCUCAAAGAUUUGAACAUUUCAAAACRGAAAAAGAUGCGGUUAUCGAAGAGAAAAAUAAUAUCAUCAAUGACCUUUCUGGAAAGAUCAAUCUGUUGCAGGAUGACCAAUCUAGUGGUGAUCAAACGGAUACAAAGAAACUCAAAGAAGAAAACGAUAGUUUGAAAAACGAGUCGAAACGUUUGAAGAUGUUUUUAGAAUCUCUUAGAGCGGAGAACAACCACUUGCUUGAUGAAAUGCAAUCUGCGUCUGAAAAGCACAAGCAUCAAAUGAAAGUUUCUACCGAAGAGCUUACAUCAUUGAGGACAGAUCAUGGAAARUUAUCGAAAGAAUUGGACCGAGUCAAAGAAAGAUACGAGCUUUUAAUUGUCGACCUGAAGGACGAGAUCGAAAAUCAGAAGAAGGCYCUCAAAGACCUUGAACUCUCAAACAGUCAAUACGCACAGGAAAUUGCUAGCCUUGUCCAAGAAAUGGAACGAAGGCAGAGCAAGACGUCAAUUGAUAACGAUGUCGAAAACUCAAAUUCCAAUGACGGCACUUCUUUUAACAAAGAGGAURUCAAAAAGGAAGGUGCUUCCAAUGACGAAACCCUUCAAAAGCUUUAUGAGGAAAUAGACGAAUUAAAAUCGCAGAAUGAACAGUUUAAGGUACUUGUACAAGAACUGGAGGAUGAAGGGGAUAACAAAUUCGGUGUCUUGCUCAGCCAGCAUGAAAAAGAACUGGAAGUCCUGAAAGAAGAACUAGAAGAGCAAAUAGCAAGAAAACGAGAGCAACUGGCGCAAGAAGCUGCAACUAAACGACAGAAGUUAAAAGAAGAAUAUGAGUCAAAACUCCGUGUUAUCUAUGAUGAGUUGGUAUCUGAAAGAACUCGAUCGAAGGAACAGCUCCAACAGAUCAAUCAACUCGGACAGAAAGUUAAACUACUUGAGGGAAUCACUUCCAAGCAGAAGAAGGAUAUCGAGAAGAUGAAGGACGAGAAAGCUAAAGAUCUUGAGCGCCAGGCUAAGAAGAAGGAGGAUGAAGCUGAAAGAGACGAAGAYGUUAAAACCAACAUCAAAAUUCUUGAAGACAAAUUGCUUGAAUUGAGAGAUCGACUUGUGCAAUCAGAAAGCGCAAUGAAAGAGAAAGAUCAAGAGCUCAGCGAGGCAGCCAAGAAGAUCAAGUCAUUAGAAGAGCAGUCAGUAGCCAUUGAGGAACGCAAAGGUUCUAGUAGUUCUGAGGAAGUCGUAAAGAGAUCUGAASCUGAGCAGCUCCAGACAACAGGCAACGGAAAAAUAGAUAGCAGUUCUGAGGAGAGAGACGUAUUGAUCCAAAAAGUYCAAGUAUUGGAAAACGAUAAAUGCGAACUUGAAAGGCAAUCAAGGGAACUGACUCUKCGUAAUGAAAAACUACAAAAUGACUUACAAAAUAUGGAUAAAGCCAAGCAAGUUGUAAUUCAGAUGUAUGACGAGAAGAUGGAAGCCCUUGCAAUUGAAUUAGAUGAUUCUAGUGAACGAUGUGAUGUCUUACGAAAGCAAUUUGAAGUGACUAAGAAGAUGUUGGGCCGCAAAGAGAAAGAAGUAGAAGAGAAGCAAAAACAGUAUGUUGAUCUUGAAUCAGAACUGAAAGGUGAAAGGGACAUAACUCACACACUCAAGAAAAAGUUGAAUGACUUAGAAAACCAGCUUGAAAGUGAAAGCACCCAGUCCAAAACCGAUGAAAACGAAGAUGAUGGACAUCUUGCGGAGUUACGUCACAAGCUCAAUGUCACAGAGACUGAUUUACGAAACGAGAGAGAAAUAAUCACAAACUUAACGGAGAAGAUCGAGAAGCAAGAGAAAGAUAUAAUARGUCAUCAAAAUAAGCUCGAUGAAAUCACUUCGGUUGUAAGCAGUAAAGAUUCUGUCAUUGCUGAAAAAGAGGAUAAAAUAAACAAGGCAGAGGAAGAGCUGAAUCUUGAAAAGAGGAAAUCCACUGAACUCGAAAAGGAACUUGCUGUUUUUAAAGGAACAGACGGUACUACCCAUCAGAGAAUGGAGCAAAUGCGAAUAGAGUUGAACGAAGUUCAUGAAAAGAAUAACCAGCUUCUCAAGCAGAAUUACGAAAGUAUUCUCGCCCAGCAAGUGGAAGAACAUCGCGUACGAACAGAUGAAUUCGAAGCAGAAAUAGUAACCCUUAAAGGUAUGGUUGAUAAUCUGGAACAGCUUAUCCAUUUGAAAGAUGAAGACCGUGACAUUCAGCUGAAAGAGUGCGAAGAGAAGCACAAUGWGGAGUUGCUUGAAUGUCGGGAAACAUUUGAUAAAGAACGGAAUCAGCUGAAUGAAAAGCUGGUCGUGAUUUCAAAUGAGAGUGACUCACACAAAAGCAAGGUAGAAGAGCUAUCGUCCCAAGUUCGUGUAAUAUCAGAAGAACAAGAAAGCCAGAAAAAGAUGUACGAGAAUGAAAUCAAAAAUUUGAAGAAGCAAAUUGAUUUUGAGAAUUCCUUUCAAGUUGAGCUGCAAGAGGGAUUUCAAACCGAGUUGCAAACUUCCAUGGACAAGCAGGAACAAGUACAUAAAAAUGAACUUGAACAAGUAAACUCUGCUCAUCAGCAAAGUUUAAAGGACCUCGAAAAUACAAGAGCUGAACAUAGCGCUGUUCUUAAAGAGCUGGACACCACUAAGCAACACUUAGAAAAUCGUUUGCUGGAGAUCAAGUCUCUAGAAAGCCGAAUUAUUGAGUCCAAAGUGAAACACGAGGAAGAGAUAAUGGAACUGACGAGCAAAAUAGAAAAAGAAUCAAAUGAUCCCGAAUCAAUAGAAACAAGCAACGAUGAUGUUAUCAUAUCGCUAAGAAAUGAUAACAGAGGCCUAGAGGAUGAGAUCAAGCGCCUUAARAACAUAAUUGAAGAAAAGAGCAUGGGACAGCGCGAGGAUAUAGACUUGGUCAAGAGUGAGCUUGAAAAGAGAUUCCAAGAGCAGCAAGAGGAAAUGAGUAAACGUCAUGCCGGGGAGUUGGACAGCCUGAUGAUGAGACUUGAAACACUUAUACACAAAGAAAACGAUUCAAAAGUCUUAAUUAAAAAUCACAUGGAAGAAAUUAAUAGUGUUCGAAGUGAAAUGGUGAGAAGAGUCGCCGAGCUUAACAGUGAAAAGGAACAAGAAAUUGAAGUUACAAGGAGGCAGCUCGAAAACCACUUCCAAAUGCAACUACACGACCUGGAAGAAAAAUUGAAUUCAAAGUGUAAAGAAGUCAUCGAGUUACAAAACUCGUUACGUGUGAUGACAGCAAAAAGUGAACAACAUCAGUACACGAAGGAAGAAUUAUUCCAGCUACGGCGGGAGAAUACCGAACUUUACAAGAAAUUUAGAGACACUGGUGCUGAACGAGAGAAAGUUGAUGCAUUGACGUUAGAGAAUCAAAAUCUCAAACGAGAAAUCGAAAAUUAUAAGAAAAUUCUUCAACGAAAUGCUUCUGGUAAUACUUCCGAUUCCUCAAACGAACGAUCACGUCUUUUACAGCUAAUGAAGGUGAUGGAACAACUAAUGAUGGAAAGAAAUGACUUGGAGAUGAAAUUGCGAGAAGAGAUUUUGGAUCUAAAAACUCGCUUUUCUCCUUCUGGAGAUUUGAAUAACUCGCCUUCAGAUCUAAACAAUWUUUCUUCCUUUUCUGAAAAGGUUAGUCGUGAAAGUUUGAUAAGCAUGCUACAAGAAUUUCGCUCAAAUAAAAAUCAGCAGGAACAAGAUAUUCAAGUUCAUAUUCGCGAGAUCGAAAAAAUGAUUGAAGACAUUAAAUUAAAGAUCGAGUCCACUGAAUGUGCUGAUGCCAAGAUUCAGGAAAUGCUUGCCAAACAGCUGAAUCAUCUCGAAGAUCAACGUCGUAUUUUGGUCAACAGACUUUGGAAUCUCCGCGAGAAGCAUGACCGCGUCGAAGAAAAACUAACACGACAGAUUGCUGCUUUGAGCUCCACCCAAGGAGAUGAAGUCAAGUCAAAGCUAUACCAGAAUUUACUGGAAGAAAACUUGAGGAAGGAAAAAGAGCAGCUGCAAUCYAAACAACAGCAGGUCAAUGAUCUGCGAAGGAAACUUUCUAUCGAGAAAGCCUUGAUGGAUAGACGAGUUGCAGAGAGACAAAGACUUCAACAACAGCUCAGUGAGAAAGAUAGACAAGAAAAUGAACUAUCAACAGAGAGAUACGAGCUUCAGAGGAGAUGGAAAGACAAGUUGAGAGUGAAAGAAAUUGAACUAAAGCAAGAAAAGUUUGACAUGCAACAGAAGUAUUCUAUGGAAUAUCACGAUAGCGUUGCGGCAAGAAUCGAUGGUUUGAUUUCUAGAUCGUCGGACGACUUAUCUCGAAUUCCACAGAGUUAUGACUAUUCCAGAUACAACACAGAAACAAGUCCUCAUACAUCGCUAAACAGACAUUACUUGCAAAGGGAGGCAAGAMAACAACCUAGUCGGCAAGRUGCCGCUAUCGGUCUAACGGAGUAUACACACUUUCAGCCUUACGACACCGUCCCGACUCAUCGAUAUAAUUCACGUCAACGGGAUGUUGGUUUCAAUCCUUUUUCAAAYGAGAUUCCAGGUAGUUCGUUUUUSAGAAACGGUCUCGAGAACAGCUCCGACGAGGAUCUCGACUCGUCGGUUGUUCUUUCUAAUCAUAACGAAGAUGGAUUAUCCGUUGACAUAGAUAAGUUUGAAUCGGAUAUAGAUUCGUUCACACCUCCAUCGGGAGAUCGCCUGACGGGUAUGGAAAGAGAGUGGGAGCGAAACUUGGAGGAAGAGCUAAACCAAAUAUCUGCUGGAACGCUGAGAAUUCUACCAUCUGGAAAAUCUAAUUUACGAAAGGAUGAUGCAAAUUCAUAUUCUAGGAAAAUGAUUACUAGAACUCAAAGUGAUCUGAGUUCCAGACAAUACGCACCAAGAUAUGGUCAAAGUUCGUUUGAAGUGAGUUCUCCAGGAAGUUUCGAGAGAUCCCGUAUGAAAGAUGAAUAUCCAAGAUCUUCAACGGCCAUUCCUGGUGACGAUGACGCUUGGAUGAGUAGAAACGGAUCAUUUAAUUUAUCACAGAUUCCAACUGUUUUACCAACGCUUUUAAGAGACGUGAGAACACCAAAGAACCAACGACAAAGUUAUUCCACGUCAAAGCAUUCUUCAAAAGAUCAAACAACACAAAAGUCUAAUUCCCCAAGCUCAUCGAAAUCCGAACCGAUUUCGAGAACAGACUAUGGCAACAAACACUCAGUAGAUCGACGAGAAUCACAAGCUGACCGUUCAAAUGUUUACUUACUCAACAUGGAUGAUUAUAUAGAUAGACACAGAGUUCUCUCUUCUGACGUUGUAGCAAGCUUACGAGACUUGUCGCCUUCCGAAAGAUAUUCGCACUGCUGAAUUCUCGACCGAGAAAGUUUUCUCUUUUUUUUCUUUUAACUAAUCACAGAUAUGCGACAAUUYGAGAGCAUAAUAUAUUUUUAAAGUUCUAGCUCAUUACUUUUACUUAGACAUUAUAUCAAAUAUGUCAGUCAAACUGAAUGAAAGUACUAUGAAUUUUUUACAUCGAAGAUGGGAAUCUCUUGGAUAAAAUCGGUUAUGUUCAUCCCAUAGAUAUACUUCAUCUUAAGAUAUUUUUUAGCCAUCAUGCCUUUUGUAUUGCCGUGUCGCCAUAUAUAGGCCUUCAAGUGAUAUUUUUAGUUUUUAUACAAGUAUUUAAUAAUACAAGUUUAAUGUAAGGGUUUCUAUAAAAUACGUACAUAUCAAAUCUUAUAUAGCAAUAAAAAAUUUGAACUUUUUA
This is a messenger RNA of Exaiptasia diaphana, 9154 nucleotides long. RefSeq names its product golgin subfamily A member 4. The record is from RefSeq and is a predicted model, not a curated record. The transcript is spliced from 3 exons. Lineage: Eukaryota; Metazoa; Cnidaria; Anthozoa; Actiniaria; Aiptasiidae. The coding region runs from base 487 to 8754 and encodes 2755 amino acids.